Molecule: messenger RNA, 1357 nt
Organism: Cataglyphis hispanica
Lineage: Eukaryota; Metazoa; Arthropoda; Insecta; Hymenoptera; Formicidae
Gene: Taldo
Product: transaldolase
Exons: 6
Coding region: 174-1172 (332 amino acids)
Biological process (GO): pentose-phosphate shunt, non-oxidative branch; carbohydrate metabolic process; pentose-phosphate shunt
Cellular component (GO): cytoplasm; intracellular anatomical structure
Molecular function (GO): transaldolase activity
Source: RefSeq, a predicted model, not a curated record
GAGUCGUAUCGCGGCCAUCAAAAACCCGCGCCAUAUCACACGCGUGCUCGUAAAUUUGAUUUUAUGCCACUGACAGUUGGCGAGCCUGACGCCGAAAGUACGUUACGAGGCGUGCGAGAGUGAGACGUGAAAUUUUUCAUCUCCGUGUACCCGUAUAAAUACGCACGACAAUUAUGAGCGAGUCCCAGUCGAAGAAAACAAGGAUCAUGAGUUCGUUGAGUCAAUUGAAGGAGUUCACCACAGUGGUCGCCGACACUGGCGAUUUUCACGCUAUGGAGCAAUUUAAGCCUACAGAUGCAACGACAAAUCCGUCGUUGAUUCUUGCUGCUGCUAAUCAAAAGAAGUAUGCUCAUUUGAUCGAAAAGGCUGCUGAAUAUGGCAAAAAGUCUGGAUCUACUUUGGCUGAGCAAGUUGAAGCAGCCCUUGAUAUCACAUGUGUUCUGUUUGGCAAAGAAAUUUUAAAUAUAAUCCCUGGAAGAGUUUCUACAGAAGUGGACGCCAGGUUAUCAUUUAAUAAGGAAGCCAGCAUUGAGAAGGCAAAAAGAUUGAUCGCUCUGUAUGAGGGACUUGGAGUGAGCAAAGAACGCAUUUUGAUCAAGCUUGCGUCAACUUGGGAAGGCAUCCAAGCGGCAAAAGAAUUGGAGGAAAAAUAUGGGAUCCAUUGCAAUUUGACAUUAUUGUUCUCCUUUGCACAAGCUGUUGCUUGCGCAGAGGCUGGGGUCACUCUCAUUUCACCAUUUGUUGGUAGAAUUCUGGAUUGGCAUGUGACAAAUACAGAUAAAAAAACAUAUGAACCAAAGGAAGAUCCAGGUGUUAUUUCUGUAACAAAAAUUUACAAUUAUUAUAAGAAAUUUGGCUACAAGACAGUUGUGAUGGGUGCUUCGUUUAGAAACAUUGGUGAAAUUAAAGAGCUCGCAGGCUGUGAUUUUCUUACUAUAAGUCCCAAAUUAUUAGAAGAAUUAGAGGAGAGCAAUGACCCAGUUCGUAAAGUUCUGAAUGUGGAAUCGGCGAAAAAAUGCGAUCUUCAAAAGAUCAGCUUAGAUGAAGCUGAAUUUAGAUGGCUCCUGAACGAAGACCAAAUGGCAACUGACAAGUUGUGCGAAGGCAUUCGCAAAUUUGCCGUUGAUGUGCGAAAACUUGAAAAACUGCUGCAAGAAACGAUUCAGGGUUAAAACGAUUGACAGAAAAUGAUAUUUUUAACUGUGUACAACAAUGUAAUAAUUUACAAGGGCAUAAUCGAAUGUACAAACAUUCCUAUUGUUUAUAUUUAUAAAAUAAUUAGUUUAUGCACUUGAGUACAAAAAAAGUGGAAAAAAAGGAAUAUGGUAUUAAUAAAUAAGAUAUAUUUUUAGAAAUA